AUGCGCCAGCCGACGAAGCCGCGCACGUUCUUCAACUCGUCCGCAUCCUCGACCGCUUCCGCGCUCGCGUGCAACAGCAGCGCGUGCGCAGCGUUCCCGAUGGCGGCGUGCGGCGCGCUGGAGACGUACUCGCAGGCGGGCGUGUGCGAGUACUACACGGCGGACUCCGCGGGCGACGUGCUCACGGACGCGCUGCGCGUCACGAGCGCGGAGCGAGUCGUGUCCGCGCCCACCGUCGCCUUCGGGUGA
Closterium sp. Yama58-4 is the source of this 249-nucleotide messenger RNA. Lineage: Eukaryota; Viridiplantae; Streptophyta; Zygnematophyceae; Desmidiales; Closteriaceae. The record is from the annotation of a GenBank genome assembly.